AUGCUUGAAUGCUUAAGAUGUUUUGGUUAUCUAGCAGGUCCAAUGGAUCUUGAGACAGAGAACCGAAUUGCUGCGAUACUCAUGAAACAGGCAGCAGAGUUGCGGGCGCAAUCUGAAAAAGAUGGUGUGCAUGUCUAUCUACGUCAACCCCAAGUUAGGGGUCGGCCAAAUUCACGUUUCCUUACAGCAACUGUUCGUGGGGUGCAGCAAGCAAAUCGAGCUGUAGAAAUGAAUGAAAUGUGGCGAGUCCGACAGAAAGAACUGCAACUGGAUGAUAGGCUGAAAGAGAGAUCAAGAGAUGAGGGCACAAGUAGGAGACAUGAGCACCACGAUGACACCACUGGAAAUAGGACAUGCAGGGAAACUGGAAGAAGUGCUGCUGAUGUAUGCACAUCAAGCAAAAGAGAGUUUGGAGAUUGCUACUCAAGUGAAGGUGGCCUGCGGGAUGAAGAGGUUGAAGAAUUUCUACACUCAAGGGUGAAGCGUGGUAGAGGUGCUGUAGGGUCAAGGAUGGAUGAAACGGGCCCGUACCCUCCACCUUCAUCUCUGGACUCAAAGGACAAGCUUUUGGUGAGACCUGAUGUCAGGGUGAAGGAAGAAUGGGAACAGCGUGUUCUUGGACCAGAGAAGCCUCCUUCACUGAAGUCUCGUAACUCCUCCAAGGAUGAGAUUGAUAGGGACAGCUCAAAGGUGAAGAAGGUCGAUCUGGUGAGCAGCAGCUCAAAAAAGCGGCAUUCCAAGCACAGAGCAGAGGAGACCAAGUAUAGGAGGAAAAAGAAGAAGAAUAAGAAAGAGAAGAAAUCUAAACAUCGCCACAGGAGUUAAACAAGGCAG
Molecule: messenger RNA, 834 nt
Organism: Telopea speciosissima
Lineage: Eukaryota; Viridiplantae; Streptophyta; Magnoliopsida; Proteales; Proteaceae
Exons: 3
Coding region: 1-825 (274 amino acids)
Source: RefSeq, a predicted model, not a curated record